GCAAUUCAUAAUCACAAUAAACUAAAACAAUUAAAUAUUCAAUAUUGCAAACAAUGUCGAUUAAUCUGGUAGUUCUUGAUGAACGAUAUGAAUUACUAUUAUCAACUGGAAAAAUUCCAUUUCUUCUUAAUGAAGGAGAAAGUAUUCGUUUUCGAACAAGUACAUCUCGACAAUCCCUUGCCAUAUCCUCACAAGAUUCUACUUCAAGAACAAUAAAUAUUAAAGCCAAAGAUGGUUAUGUGUUUCUAACUACUAUACGGAUAGUGUUUGUUACUGUAUCUAGUGGUGAUAUUAACUCAUUUCUGAUUGAUCUCACUAAUAGUCCCUCAUUACAAUUUUCUCAUAAAUUAGUAUCUCCCUGGUUUGGAGCGAAUUAUUGGGAAUUCCUUUUUAAUAGUGGCUCCUCAAGUGAUGGAUUUCCUACAAAUCAAUGGUUCAAAGGUACAAUCAUGUUCAAUGAUGGUGGAUUAUUUGAAUUCAUUAAUAUUCUUAAUUUAAUCAUAAAUGAUGUGGUACAUAAUGUUGAUAUCGAUGAUGAACUUCCACAAUACUCUGCAUAAUGUUGUAUAUCUCUUAAAUAUUCAAUAUUUAUUAAAGUUUAAAGAUCUAAAAGGUUUGUAUUUCCUUUUCUUUUAUAUAAUCUCCAUAUU
Molecule: messenger RNA, 650 nt
Organism: [Candida] anglica
Lineage: Eukaryota; Fungi; Ascomycota; Pichiomycetes; Serinales; Debaryomycetaceae
Source: the annotation of a GenBank genome assembly